AUGGCAACUACUCAAGUCGGCAAGCCCUCCAACCAAACCAUGGAGAAUCCGCCGUACUCGGCCGAUAUUCCUGGCCGCCCAAUUAUUGCCGGGGAGACACUUCCUAGAGGUCACCGAAAGACAUACAGGGAUGGGCUGCUUAAACGCCCCGUAGACGCGGGCGAUGAGAUCAAGACGGUCUUUAACAUCCUACAGCGGAGUGCGGCUCGGUAUUCUAACGAGCCGGCCGUUGGGAGCAGGACUCUCGUCAAAAUGCACUCAGAGACCAAAAAGGAUUCUAAUGGAGCAGAGAAAACAAUGACCUAUCCGGAGCUGACCAGUUUCAAGUACAUGACAUAUUCAGAGUUCCAUGAAUUGGUACUAAACCUAGCGUCGGGGCUGAGAAAGCUGGGCCUCCAAACUGGCGAUAUGUUGCAUAUCUUUGCCUCCACAAGCCCCAAUUGGCUUGCUAUGUCACAUGCAGCAGCUGCCCAAUCAUUUACCCUGGUCACCGCAUACGACACGCUUGGGGAGUCUGGUGUUGAGCAUUCCCUAAAGCAGACUGAUGCCAGAGCCAUGGUGGUCGAUGCACACCUUCUAGCCACCAUCAGGCGCCCGCUCGAAAAGGUCUCAUCCGUCAGGUACAUCAUCUACAACACCAACUCGGUUCUACAUCAAGUCAAUGCUGAGGACGAGAUCCGGAAGCUCAAGGAUGCGUUUGGGCAACGAGAACUCACAUUCAUCAGCUUCGACGACGUCGUCGCCAUGGGCAAGGCUCACCCCUGCGAGCCGACGCUUCCUCAGCCCACGGACAACUUUUGCAUCAUGUAUACAUCCGGAUCCACAGGACUUCCCAAAGGUGUUGCUAUAACGCACGAGGCCUUCGUCGCAGGAGUGGCGGGAAUGCACGGAGCCGUUGCCAAUGCGGUCUCCAAUGAAGACUCUAUACUUGCAUAUCUACCGCUCGCUCACAUUUUCGAGUUGAUUCUCGAGAACAUAGUCAUUCACAUUGGCGCUACUCUGGGCUUUGCCACUCCAAGGACGCUGGCAGAUUCUGGCGUCCGGGGUUGUGGUGGAGACAUGAAGGAGUUCCGACCGACUGUUAUGGCCGGCGUUCCGCAGAUUUGGGACACUAUUCGCAAAGGAAUCCAAGGUCGGGUCCAAAACUCUGGCCUGAUCAAGAGGACAGUUUUUAACACGGCCUUGUCACUGAAGAGUUCCCUCGUCCACUAUGGCCUCCCCGGCCAGGCCAUACUUGACAACCUCGUCUUUGGCCAAAUCAAGGCUAUGACGGGUGGCAGACUCCGCUUCAUAGUUAACGGCGCAACUGGCGUCUCAAAGGAGACGGCUCACUUCCUGACCAUGGUCCUCGCGCCGAUGAUCGGCGGCUAUGGCCUGACGGAGACGUGCGCAAACGGCGCUCUCGGUUCGCCGCUGUACCGCCCCGCGCCGGGCGCCAUAGGCCCGCCCACCCUGGCCGUCGAGGUCAAGCUCGUGUCGAUACCGGAUCUCAACUACUCGACCGACACGACGCCGCCGCGCGGCGAGAUCCUGAUCCGCGGCGGGCCCGUGGUGCGCGAGUACUAUAACAAUCCAGAGGAGACGGCCAAGGCCUUCACGGCAGACGGCUGGUUCCGCACCGGCGAUGUGGGCGAGUGGGACGCCGACGGGAACCUGCGCAUCAUCGACCGCGUCAAGAACCUCGUCAAGUUGCAGGGCGGCGAGUACAUUGCCCUCGAACGCCUCGAGGCCGUCUACCGAGGCUCCCAGUUCGUUCAGGCCAUCAUGGUCCACGGAGAUUCGAGCCACCCGCGGCCCGUCGCCGUGGUGUCCCCAGUACCAAAGGCUCUCGCCAGCAUCCGUGGCGGGCCCGACGCUGACGCCGACGCCGCUGACAUACAGGCCUUGGCGGCGGACCCCGUCGUUCAGGAUGCCGUGCUCAAGGACCUCGUCCGUCUGGGGAAGGCGGCUGGAUUCAAGAGCCUCGAGAUCGUCGUGGGCGUCGUGAUUGUGUCCGAUGAAUGGACCCCUGCGAGCGGACUUGUGACUGCCACGCAAAAGCUCAACCGCAGGGCCCUCUAUGAUGAGUACAAGGAUAAGAUCCAAGCCUCCCUCGCCCGAUAG
Pyricularia pennisetigena is the source of this 2103-nucleotide messenger RNA. RefSeq lists its product as uncharacterized. Gene Ontology annotation, biological process: long-chain fatty-acyl-CoA metabolic process; long-chain fatty acid metabolic process. The transcript has 4 exons. The record is from RefSeq and is a predicted model, not a curated record. Gene Ontology annotation, cellular component: plasma membrane; lipid droplet; endoplasmic reticulum. Gene Ontology annotation, molecular function: long-chain fatty acid-CoA ligase activity. Lineage: Eukaryota; Fungi; Ascomycota; Sordariomycetes; Magnaporthales; Pyriculariaceae. The coding region runs from base 1 to 2103 and encodes 700 amino acids.